AUGGGCCUUCCCGCGCCCUCUGCUGCUCUCAUCUUCGUCCUGGUAGCUCUGUUUACCCACCCAAUUCAUGCUGCUGCCGAUUCAAGGAAGCUGGACGAAACCGCAGACGGUACCCCGGGAUCCGAGAAGUGCACGCCGUGCAACCCCAGCCCUCCCCCGCCGUCGCCGUCUCCUCCGCCACCGGCAUGCCCGCCCCCACCUGCUCUGCCUCCUCCCUCGCCGCCGCCUCCCAAAAACCCGCCGUCCACCUACUGCCCUCCGCCGCCGCCGCCGUCUCCGCCCUCUUCCUCAAUUAUCUACAUAACCGGCCCGCCUGGCAACCUGUACCCCGUCGACAACGAUUUCAGCGGAUCCGGCCGCCCCACGGCGUCGGCGAUGAUCGGCUGCGGAUUGGUGGCGGCGGCGGUGGGGGUACUGUUCGGCAUCUAG
Linum tenue is the source of this 429-nucleotide messenger RNA. Lineage: Eukaryota; Viridiplantae; Streptophyta; Magnoliopsida; Malpighiales; Linaceae. The record is from the annotation of a GenBank genome assembly.